This is a messenger RNA of Pundamilia nyererei, 864 nucleotides long. RefSeq names its product G-protein coupled receptor 64-like. The coding region runs from base 13 to 864 and encodes 283 amino acids. Gene Ontology annotation, molecular function: G protein-coupled receptor activity. Gene Ontology annotation, biological process: cell surface receptor signaling pathway; adenylate cyclase-activating G protein-coupled receptor signaling pathway. Gene Ontology annotation, cellular component: plasma membrane. The record is from RefSeq and is a predicted model, not a curated record. NCBI's taxonomy places the organism in Eukaryota, Metazoa, Chordata, Actinopteri, Cichliformes, Cichlidae. The transcript is spliced from 6 exons.
UCAAAAAAAGACAUGGAAAUACUAUCAUACAUUACAAUAAUUGGCUGUAGCUUUUCUCUUGUUGCCCUGGUCAUCACCGUUUUACUUUUCAUCACAAACAGGACACUCAGAGAAGAUCUUUCUAUGAACAUCCACAUCAAUCUCGUCAUCGCCCUGAUCCUCCUCAACCUGCACUUCCUGCCCAGUCAGGCAGUGGCAGCACACCCCUCCACUUGGCUCUGUUUCUACAUGGCUCUUGCCCUUCACUACUCCCUGUUGGCCACUUUCACCUGGAUGGCCUUGGAGGGGUUCCACCUCUACCUUCUCCUAGUUAAAAUCUUCAACAUUUCUGUCAGCAGAUACAUUCUCAAACUCAGUGUGGUGGGAUGGGGUGUUCCUGCAGUGAUUGUGUCAGUGGUGGUGAUCAUAGACAGAGGCUUUUAUGGCCAUGUCCUUCUAGACAAGUCAAACCAUGAUGACACUAAAAUAUGCUAUAUAUCUAAUGAAAUAGUGAAGGUGGUCACUACCACUGGACUGUUCACCAUGGUGUUCCUCUUUAACAUGACCAUGUUUAUGGUGACAGUCAAGCGUGUUUUGAAUGUUGGGUAUAACAAAGAGUUUGGGCAGCUUCACCAUAAACAGGUCAGGAAAGCAAUUUGCGCCCUGCUGGGUGUCAGCGUUCUGCUCGGGAUUACUUGGGGCCUGGUUUUCUUCUCAUUUGGUUACCUGACCACUGUUGCCCUCUACCUCUUCUGUGUUCUGAACUCCCUGCAAGGGUUCUUCAUCUUCCUGUGGUUUGUGAAGUCACUGAGAAAGGGUAAAAGCUCUGCCCCUAAGAUAAGCAGUGAAGCAACUUCCCCCAACAGAAAGCUUAACAAAAACUAA